UCUCCCACUUCUCCUGUAGCUGCUUCUCGGCCAACCUGGCGAGAUGGUUGAUCUCCUUUUCGCUUCCCAUCAUCUCGUCUGCCCGCUCGAGUGUGCGCGCCUCUGCCCCCGAGCGCCCACAGAUGCUGUCCAAAACCACAGCAAUCCUCCGUCAGCAUCUGCUCCGUCGAAAGGCAUCUAUCUUCCUGCGCCGAUUCACCACCGACGGCAUCUCCGGUAUUCGAACCAGCGCCGUUAACCAUCCACACCACGACCCUCAACCAUCCAAGAAACCAGAGCCACCAAGACACCAAACAUAACACAAACAUCAAAAUAGACAUCACCCGCAAUGAAGAUGGAUCGCAACCCUGUUGUUUCCCAUUCCUCCUGCGGAUCAUGGUACCCCGCCAUUCACUCAAGAAUCGCCCUCGUCACCUUCUUUAUGGUCUGCGCAAUCGGCUUCAUGUGCCUCGGGUUCUACGCCUCGAACCGCAACCGCCGGGAGGGAGUUUCCAACCGGCUGAUUCAGGGCCGUCACAACAAGCACCAUGAGGACAAUUACAUCGACAACGAAGAGGAUGUCCCCCACCAGCACCAGUUCCACCAGCACAACCCCGACUGUAUGCACAAGGACAAUUGGACCCACAAGACCAACCUCACGCUCAAGCUGACGGAGGACGGGUGGAGGAUUGUGGAGGAGGAGAGAACGGUUUAUGAGAGGGUGACACAGUGGGUCAUUGGGAUGUUGCAUGACGUUGGGAAGCGGGUGUCCGAGUUAGUGUAUGGCGCCUCGAGGAUAAAGUUGGGAUCGGAGCUCCGUCUGCCCUCGGUGAAGGACGUCGAGUCUGGGGGCGCGAGUCUUCCGUACGGGUAUGCGUAUGCGUAUGCCAAUAGGUAUCGUGAUGGGUAUGGGGUCGGCGAUGGCACGAUCGGUGGGCAGAUUGACGGGUUCAAGGCAGCUGGGGAGAAGUCGGCUGUGAUGGGGGAUGUCGGAACUAUGGCGUGGCCGUGUGGGACGUUUUCGACAGAUCUUUCGGCUUGUCGGCUGCGGAGAAAUGGCGGAGGGACGAUGACAGUCGAGGGCAAGUGUCCCGUCUGAAG
Parathielavia appendiculata is the source of this 1080-nucleotide messenger RNA. RefSeq lists its product as uncharacterized. The coding region runs from base 329 to 1078 and encodes 249 amino acids. The record is from RefSeq and is a predicted model, not a curated record. Lineage: Eukaryota; Fungi; Ascomycota; Sordariomycetes; Sordariales; Chaetomiaceae. The transcript has a single exon.